AUGUUUUGGCUUGCAAAAACAUCAAGCUUAUUUUGCGCUCAGUUCUCAUCAUGGGGUCAUAGUACUUUGCCCUUUAGCAAGCUUAAAGAAGAAGGGUUUUUGGAGAAUAACAAACUGGUCCUUAAAGUCCAUGUAAAAGUCCUUGAAGUUGUUCAUCAAGGAAAAACAACUGAGAAUGAGAUGUUUGAAACCAGAGGAUUCGAGGUUCUUUUUACUCAGGUUGCUUCUGUAUGCUCGCUUUUCACCAAGCACCCGGACAUUGCAGUAGAUUUCAGACCAAAGGCCAAAGGAGCUGAGCUAAAUAACGCUCAGAGCGAGUUGAACGAGCUAACAGAAGUGGGCUUCAAGCUGGAUUGGUUAAAGACAAAGCUUGAGGAGGUUUCCUUGGAGAGGAAGAAUGCACUGGCUGAAGGUUCUCCGGUCGGAGAGUUGGAGGAACGCAUCAAGAAUCUGGAGCUGACUUUGUGGGAUCUCAAAGUUGAGCUGAAAAGUGAGAAGGCCAAAUCUGCUGCUCCUGCUAAACUUUUGUCGUUUAACGACAUUCUUUGA
Molecule: messenger RNA, 549 nt
Organism: Arabis nemorensis
Lineage: Eukaryota; Viridiplantae; Streptophyta; Magnoliopsida; Brassicales; Brassicaceae
Source: the annotation of a GenBank genome assembly